AUGGCGACGGGCCCCGUGGAGCAGCGGAACCAGGACGCGACGUGCUACGUCGGCAACCUCGACGAGCAGCUCACGGAGGAGCUGCUCUGGGAGAUGAUGCUCCAGGCGGGCCCCAUCGGGAACGUGCACCUGCCGCGCGACAAGGUCACGGGGUCGCACCAGGGCUACGGCUUCGUCGAGUUCCGGAGCGAGGAGGACGCGGACUACGCGCUCAAGGUCAUGAACAUGGUCAAGCUCUUCGGGAAGCCCCUGCGCGUGAACAAGGCGAGCCAGGACAAGAAGACGCUCGAGGUCGGCGCGAACCUCUUCGUCGGCGGCUUGGACGUCGACGUCGACGAGAAGCUGCUCUACGACACGUUCAGCGCCUUCGGGACGAUCACGGAGACGCCCAAGAUCAUGCGCGACCCGGACACGGGCAACUCCAAGGGCUUCGGGUUCGUGUCCUACGACUCGUUCGAGGCGAGUGACCUCGCGAUCGAGUGCAUGCACAACCAGUUCUUGUGCAACAAGCAGGUCCAGGUGGGCUACGCGUUCAAGCGCGACUCGAAGACGGAGCGCCACGGGUCCCAGGCCGAGCGCCUCCUCGCCGCGAACAACCCCAUGAGCGCGAAGCCGCACGCGAUGUUCGGCACGGGGCCCGGCGACGCGAUGGGCGGCGGCUACGCGGCCAUGGCGCCGCCGCCGGGCAUGUCGAUGAUGCCGCCGCCGCCGGGCGCCUUCGGCGGCAUGCCGCCGCCGCCGCCGCCGCCCAUGCCGCCCAUGCAGGGCUACGGCGCGCCGCCGCCGCCCAUGGGCGGCAUGAUGCCGCCGCCGCCGCCGCCGCCCAUGGGCAACUUCCCGCCGCCGCCGCCGCCGGGCGCGCCGGGCGGCAUGAUGCCGCCGCCGCCGCCGCCCAUGGGCGGCUUCCCGCCGCCGCCGCCGCCGCCGCCCAUGGGCGGCAUGAUGCCGCCGCCGCCGCCGCCCAUGGGCGGCAUGAUGCCGCCGCCGCCGCCGCCGCCCAUGGGCGGCAUGAUGCCGCCGCCGCCGCCGCCCCCGCCGCCCCCCAUGAUGUAG
This is a messenger RNA of Aureococcus anophagefferens, 1053 nucleotides long. RefSeq lists its product as hypothetical. Gene Ontology annotation, molecular function: RNA binding. Bases 1 to 1053 code for a protein of 350 amino acids. The transcript has a single exon. Gene Ontology annotation, biological process: positive regulation of mRNA splicing, via spliceosome. NCBI's taxonomy places the organism in Eukaryota, Pelagophyceae, Pelagomonadales, Pelagomonadaceae. The record is from RefSeq and is a predicted model, not a curated record. Gene Ontology annotation, cellular component: nucleolus; U12-type spliceosomal complex.